This is a messenger RNA of Epithele typhae, 486 nucleotides long. RefSeq lists its product as uncharacterized. The coding region runs from base 1 to 486 and encodes 161 amino acids. The transcript has a single exon. Lineage: Eukaryota; Fungi; Basidiomycota; Agaricomycetes; Polyporales; Epitheliaceae. The record is from RefSeq and is a predicted model, not a curated record.
AUGGAUGCUACUCUGGCACCGGCCGUCUUUACUCCAGGCUCGCUGUAUAUCGCCGGCUUCACACAAGCACGAGCCCCGCAUCUAGCCCUCAUCAUCCCGAAGGACAAUAAGUUCGGGGACCUCGUGCACAUCCGCAUCGAUCGAGCCAUCUCGGAUAACUGGAAAUUCCAGCACAGGAUACAGAAGAUAUCUGGAGACAUGUUUUUGUCCUCCCUCCUCAGGAUCCAUGACAUCUCCGCGGGCCCGCUGACCGUCGAGCAGCUGCGGGACGCUGCAUCCACAGUUGUCGUCCCAGACCACGGCGAAUUCGGAGCGUGCAGUGCUUGGGUCUUGCAGGUUGUCGACGAGCUGCACAAGAGGGGCUUUGUGCAGCUGUCUGAUACGGCAGGACUAGCAGCAGAGAUCGAUGCGUUUGCGACGGGAAGCAAAGCCUAUGCCCGUCGAGACCGUUUCCCUAAUGUAGCCGCGUCCCAGUACUGCUCCUGA